Molecule: messenger RNA, 951 nt
Organism: Cyclocybe aegerita
Lineage: Eukaryota; Fungi; Basidiomycota; Agaricomycetes; Agaricales; Hemipholiotaceae
Source: the annotation of a GenBank genome assembly
AUGUCCGACCUCCCACCGAGAGGUUGGGGUGCGAGGCCCCCUGGGGCAGUUCCUAGAAGCCGUCGUAGGGGGGACUCAGGCUCCGCACCACCAGCAAUACCACCAUCGGUUGCUGGCUCAUCGCCCCUGGGCGGUGAUGCCUCACCAAUCUCGCCAGACCCUACCUCGACUAGGGCCACAUACUCGACAGUUGUGCCGUCUCGAUCUCGCCACACGUUGCCCUGCCGCAGGUCCCGUUCCACCACGGGUUCCGCCCAUUCGUCCACAGAUGAGUCUGACUCAGGGAUGGCCCACCCCCAGGAGAUGGAGGUUGAGGGCACUCAGGGAGGGGAGGAGGUCUCGAGGGACCCCUCCGUCGACCUACUCUUAGGUCAAUACGCCUUGAAGUUCCAAGACACAGUCGAGGAUCUUCCUGGCGAUCUCGAGGUAUUGACCACCUCCAUUGCGAAGGCCACAGACUGGGUUCUGCGGGCCGCGCACCACAAUCCGCUCACCAUCGAUGGGGGUGAUGCCUUUGUGGCCCAGAUGACGUCCUUUGUGAAUGCCGUCAUGGCCACUGACUUUAGUCAUAUUUGCGGGCCAGGCGAACUCGACAACUUCUCACUCGCCUCUCUCCUCGAGGCUGAGACGUCUUCUAAGGACGAGCUGACCAUCCACCCGGCUCCUGUAUUCAGGUCUCCUCCUCCUGCUGCCUGUGGGCCGCUCGAUGAGGGUGUCGCUGGUGUAGGGGCUCCACCCAAUGUCCUCAUGCAGGCUUUGGACAACCUUGGUCGCCCAGCCUCCCCACCUCGCAUCCCCGCUUCCAAGAAGCGUAAGGGUGUCGAUCGUCCGGUACCACCUCCUCCUCAGAAGAAGAGCAAGGUGGCCUACUCUCGCCCUGGUCUGCCCCUGCCGAUCAAUCGCGCUACUAAACCCAAGCCCCGUCCAACAACGUGGGCAGGGAUUGCAUGA